GAUCUCUCGCUCCAGAAAACCAGCAUGAAUCCAUCAGAAUGGUUUAGCGAAAUUUCUAACGAACUUUGGCCGGGUCAAUGCUUCUCGGUGAAGGUAAAGCAGGUGCUGCACGAGGAACGAUCCAAGUUCCAGGAUAUUAAGGUCAUCCAAAGUGAAUCGCACGGUGUGGUGCUGAUUCUGGACGGCAUCAUCCAGUGUACGGAGCGGGAUGAGUUCGCUUAUCAGGAAAUGAUUUCCUUCCUACCGCUCUGCUGCCAUCCGAACCCUCAGCGGGUGCUGAUCGUUGGCGGUGGUGAUGGUGGUGUGGCGCGCGAAGUUGUCAAGCAUCCGGCCGUGCUGGAGGUGCACCAGGUCGAGAUCGAUGACCGGGUGGUGGAACUGUCCAAGAAGUAUCUCCCGUUUAUGGCGUGCGGGUUUGAAUCGCCCAAACUGCGGCUUACGAUUGGCGAUGGGUUUGAGUACAUGAAACAGCACGAAGGAGCGUUCGAUGUUAUCAUUACGGACAGCAGCGAUCCGAUCGGACCGGCCGAAUCACUGUUCCGGGAGUCUUACUUUGAACUGGUAAAGCGAGCGCUCAAACCGAACGGUAUCAUCUGUUCGCAGGGUGGUAGCUUUUGGCUGGAUGCUGGACAUGUGCGGGAAACGCUCGACUACUGUCGGAAACAUUUCCCGCGCGUAACGUACGGAGUGGCGGCCGUUCCGUCGUAUCCUACCGGACAGAUUGGAUUCUUCAUCGCUAGCCUUAAUCCGGAAACCGAUUUUAGGGAACCGGCACGCAAGUUUGACGACACAGAGAUCGAUCAGAUGGGACUGCGAUACUACACAACCGAUGUGCAUCGGGCUGCCUUCACGCUGCCAAGGUUUGCGGCAAAAGCACUCAACCCGUAG
This is a messenger RNA of Anopheles maculipalpis, 888 nucleotides long. It is a transcript of the gene SpdS, whose product is annotated as spermidine synthase. Gene Ontology annotation, cellular component: cytosol. Bases 25 to 888 code for a protein of 287 amino acids. The record is from RefSeq and is a predicted model, not a curated record. NCBI's taxonomy places the organism in Eukaryota, Metazoa, Arthropoda, Insecta, Diptera, Culicidae. Gene Ontology annotation, molecular function: spermidine synthase activity. Gene Ontology annotation, biological process: spermidine biosynthetic process. The transcript has 3 exons.